GGAGGACCCUAGGGAACUGGACCUCCGCGUCUGGUCGCCCAGCCCUAUUUUGGCUUGGGCCCACAUGGAGGGGACUGCAGAGUCCCAGACGCCUGACUUGCGGGACGUGGAGGGCAAGGUGGGCAGGAAGACCCCGGAAGGGCUGCUCCGCGGGCUUCGAGGCGAGUGGGAGCUGGAAACCUCUGGAGACCUGCUGCUCCCUGGGGCACCCAGCACCGGCCACAGCCUGGGGGACAAGAUCAUGGCGCUGAGGAUGGAGCUGGCUUACCUUCGAGCUAUCGACGUGAAGAUCCUGCAGCAGCUGGUGACCCUGAACGAGGGCAUCGAGGCAGUUCGUUGGCUGUUGGAGGAGCGGGGAGCACUGACCAGCCAUUGCAGCAGUCUGACCAGCAGCCAGUAUAGCCUGACAGGUGGAAGCCAAGGCCACUCAAGGCGGGGCAGUUGGGACAGCCUGCCAGAUACCAGUUCAACUGACCGGCUGGACAGUGUCUCUAUUGGCAGUUUCUUGGACACUGUGGCCCCCAGAGAGCUGGAUGAACAAGGACCCCCUGGGCCUUCCUGUCCCGAGAUUGACUGGGCAAAGGUUAUACCCAGUGAAGCCAGGACUGAGGUGGACAUAACAUCCACCAAGCUAGGGAGCUUAAUGGCUCCUUGGAAGCUCCCAGGAGACGAGCUUCAAGGUGGGCCACCUGAGCUACCAGAGGAUGACAAUGUUAAGCAGGGCUUUGAGGCUCACUGGUACUGGGGACAGUGCCAGGAUGACGUGACCUUCUUGUAAAAACUUUCCUACCUAUUUGUGCUUUGUGGCUCUUUCAACUUUUGGCCCAAGUCUCUCUCAGUUUUCCCUUAACCUCCAACUAGACAGAAGCUAUACUGAAAUCACUUACCACAGAAGCCUGGCUUCUCUGUCUGCUCCCUGGGGAACCUUUGCAUUUAUCCCUCAAUUAUUGGGUCCCUAGAGCUAUUUCCAUAGAGAUAUUGACUCUAGAGAACUAGCCUGUGGCUCCUGAUGUAAGGGUAUCCCACACCCUUCCCCAGUGAGGUGAAGGUUUAUAAAAUUUAGGGCCUCUAGAACAUACUGAAGAAGAGAUGGGGGAAAUAAUCUCCUCAUCCAAAGCCUAGGAGGCUGGGAUGCCUCUUAUACAAGAUGGAGAACUGGGGAGGGGUGUUCAGGACCAAACCUCCAUGGAUUGGCCCUCCUACAUGCCUUUGGAGUUGGGAGAGGAACCCUUUGCUACCUGCUGAGUGAUGUCAUUUCCUUUCAUGAUCCAGGGAAGAGUGCAUCCUCUAUAGCAGUCCUGGUUGGUGUGUGAUAGGCUUGUAUGGAGGGUUUCUGAGUCCCUGCUGUCCUGCCAUUGCCUCCUGUGAGAGGGAACACAUCGCUCUUGCUGCAGAUGUCUGUGCUGCUUUUAUCAGGUUCUUCCUUUUCAAAUAUGGUGUUUUCAUCCCUGUUUGGUGCUGUAAUGAUAUUCUUACCGGGUGGUGAGAAACUCAGAGGCCUCCACCUCGGCUCUCAAAUCUGCUUAGCUCACUUUACUGGAGACCCUGUUGCCCUGGUCCUGUUUCUUACCUCCGGAUCCAUCUGCCAGGAGUUUAGCUUGAGCGUCUUCACGUCUCAGUGUCCUCUUUCGGCUUCUGCACUUUUAUGUGCCUCUCGUCCCAUUGUUGUUUGGAAAUAAGGAGAGUGAAUUCUCAAGGUUCUGGGGACACUCUCAGAUGGUGGGAUAAUCUUGUCAUCUCUGACUCUGCUCACCCUUCCCUCAUCCUGGCCAGCUUCCACCAUUUGAUCAUAAGAAUGCCUUUCUGAAGUUGAGACACAAGGAAUCCCCUUGUUUGAGCUACAGUGUGGGAGUGUGGCAGGAAAAGACAGAGGCCCUGUGGUUCCUGGGCCUCAUUGGGGGGAAUAGACUGGAAAGUACUUUAGGGCAAGCCUAUGACUCCUGGACUUGAGGGGUAAUUGGGGCUGGCUCUAGGGCUGGAUCCCAAGGCCCUAGCUAAUUACACUAGUGAAGAAAUUCAGGGAAAUUGCCAUUUUGGGGCUCAAGGAAAGGGCAGGCCCAGAGAAGUGGGUGGCAAAUGCUGUGAUUUAUACCUAAAUAAAGCUGGGCACUCAGAAGGCAGAGGCAGGUAGAUCUCUAUGAAUUUCAAGCCAGCCAAAGAUAGAUACAUAGUUAGGCCUAGUCUCAGAAAGCAAUCAGAGCCGGCUGGUGGUGACUCAUACCUUUAAUCCCAGCACUCAGGAGGCAGAGGAGGCAGAUCUCUGUGAGUUUGUGGCUAGCCUAGUCUACAGAGCGAGUUCCAGGAAAGCCAGGGCUACACAGAAAAACACUGUCUCCAAAAACCAAAACCCAAACCAAUAAAACAAAAACAAAGAAACCAGAGUGACUUCUUGGAGAUUAGCCCUUUGAGUCCCAGGUAACUGCCCUGUCUUUCCAGGGCCCUGAAACUGAAUUAGUGGAGGGGAAAGGGCAAUCUUUGUGCAGGGGACCCUCCUGAGUUGGAGGAGUCUUCCCCAAAACAGUCUUUUUCUGCUUUCCAGAAAUUUCAUUUUGGGGAAGGGAAAGUAACCAUGUUGAUUGUGACCACUCUCCUGUCUCCCCACCCCCAAUGCCUCAAUAGUUUUGUAACCACCAAAUCCUACAGCAGUUUGGCCUCUGACUUUCCUAUAAACCUCUCCUCCCAUGCCCUCAAGUGAUUGCUAUGUCUACAGCGACCUCAGCUUCUUUUCCACUGUAGCUGGACUUCCUCACCGUGCCCCAUAGUUCUGGGACUCCUGCUUUCUUUUCCUCAGACUGGAAUUUCAGAUGCCCUGUCCCAGUCCACACUCUGAGCCAUCAAUAGUGUUCCUUGGACAACCAACCACCUUUCCUCAUUGAAGAUACUGUAUUCCUUUUCUGAGUUGCGGCUCACUAAAUUUAGGAGCUGAAGAGGUUGCCUGCCUCCUUGUGGCCGUUAUGCAACAUUGCUGGAGUUGCUGGGUGAAAUCUCCAAGUUUAAAUGGAAUUUGAUCUAGCCUUUCGAGAGGUGGCAUACAUAGAUUUGCCCAGUUCUGCCUGUUGUGAAACUGUAGCAAUGGCCAUGAUAGAGAACCUAUUGCCUGCCUACAGACCGGCUCCAUCUGCAGUCACACUGCCUGCCUACAGACCGGCUCCAUCUGCAGUCACACUGCCUGCCUACAGACCGGCUCCACCUGCAGUCACACUGCCUGCCUACAGACUGGCUCCACCUGCAGUCACACUGCCCAGCCUGCAAACCCACAGCUCCAUCUGCAGUCACACUGCCCAGCCUGCAAACCCACAGCUCCAUCUGUAGUCACACUGCUUGGCCUGCAAACCCACAGCUCCAUCUGUAGUCACACUGCCUGGCCUGCAAACCCACAGGUUCAUCUGUAGUCACACUGCCUGGCCUGCAAACCCACAGGUUCAUCUGUAGUCUCACUGCCUGGCCUGCAAACCCACAGGUUCAUCUGUAGUCACACUGCCUGGCCUGCAAACCCACAGCUCCAUCUGUAGUCACACUGCCUGGCCUGCAAACCCACAGGUUCAUCUGUAGUCACACUGCCUGGCCUGCAAACCCACAGGUUCAUCUGUAGUCACACUGCCUGGCCUGCAAACCCACAGGUUCAUCUGUAGUCACACUGCCCAGUCAACACCCCGAUGCCCAAAGGAACUGAAAACUAUUUUCCUCAUUGUAAAAUCUGAGACCUACCUGGGUAAUGGUGGCACACACCUGGCCUGUAAUCCCAGCACUUGCCAGGUGGAUACAGAUUAGGGGUUCAAAGUCAUCUUCAGCUACAUAGCUAGCCUGGAACAUGUGGGCAGUCCUUCUGCCUCAGCUUCAUGAGUGCUGUAAUUAGAAGUGUGAGCCACCACACUUGGGUUUGGGUAUCCUGUCUUAAUACCUUUAGACUCUAGUUCAUCAUCUGAAGAAUCCAGGAGUCACAGAAAAUGUAUCCCUGGUCCUUCCUACAUGCUAGGCUGCCUGGAUGAGGCUUGGUUGUCCCAUUAGCGUGGACUUUUAUGAUUAUAAAUAGGAGCUGUUUGGGAGCUCAGAGAAGUGAGAGAUGCAGAGACACAAGAAGAAAGGGAAACAGGGUGAAAGUCUGAUCUCCGAACUCAUUAAUACCAAGAUGGUAGCUGGGGAAACAGAACCUGGGAGGGGGAAGAUGGGUCUGUCCAGGGGACCUGAAACCAUGGGAGAGGUUAGGUGUUGUAUUUCAAGGGAGCUGGGGGUGGUUAGGCUAAACCUUAGGUUGAAUGGAAGCUGAGUGGCAGUUUCAGUUAGAAAUAUUUGGGGUUACAGUGAGCACAAGCACAUUGUGGUUAUGGUGCCAGGUUCAUGCUGAGUAUUCAAUUGCACCCAUUCAAAGAAUAAUGAAUGUUUGUGAGCCCACAAGGAAAUGUAAUGCAUAAAAAGAAAAUUAACCUGGUUUAUACAUUAAGCAUUUUAAAACAUUGUUUCUUAAUCCUAUAAACAACCCCUUGUUACCAACACAUUGUUGAAUAGAAAUUUGCUGAUUUCAGAUCGGUAGCAAAUAAGUUAUGGUACAGAUGAAAGUCAGUGUUAUUGUAAGAUAUUCUGUGAAACCCAUGGCUCCCCACUAACUCCCCUCAGCCACUCUUUUCUUACUCUCCUAGGAGAUCAGCAGUGUCCUGGUUUGCUGUUGCUGAUGUAAUGGAUUACCACAAACUCUAGUGGCUUAACAGCCAUUUAGGCUGGGCAUGCUGGCACAUGUUGGCAAUCCUAGCCCUCAGGGGGCUGGGGCAGGAAGGUUUGAGGCCAGUCUCAGAAAAGGAAUCAGACUUGGUUGGGAGGAGAGCUUCUUCAGGCUGGGUCCCUGACAGUCUCUCCUUUCCAGGACCACUGUGUCCUGCUCCUCCAGGCAGAGGUAAUUACAUUCCCAACAGACUAAGCCUGGCUCUCUCUGGGACUCACACACGUCUCCUUUUUAAAUGUUUUUUUAUUCCUUAGUGGUUAAUUAUCGUUGAUUCUAGUCCCAUUUUCUUCUUAUUUUUUUAGUUCCUGAUCUCUAGUCUCAAUCUUCUUCUCUUGGACAUAGGCAUACACUCAAAUGUGUCAAAUAUAUAUUUGGAAAUGUAUCUUUAAAUAUAUAUGUGUGUGUGUAUAAUAUGAUUCUGGGCUUUUACAUGUUUUAAUAUGUAUAUAUAGUAUACUUUGCUAGUAAACUAACUUCUCUGAUGACUUGCUCUUAUAUUUCUAUGACUUAACACAGUUUAAGACUUAUUUGUCAGUAAUUUCACGGAGUAUGGAUAUUCCUGGUUGGAAGCUCUCCUCCUCCCUGCCCAUGUCAGGCCCCACACUCCGUCCAGUUUCAGGUGGUGAUAUCCUGACUCCUGCACCAUAAACUUUCCCACCAACUUUUAAACCAAGUUGUUUUGCCAUCCACUGAUGAUCUUUUUAUUUCACUGGGAUUACAAAACUAUCGUUUCCUGACACUAUUAGUAUAUCUUUAUUUAUUAGCUCUAGUUCUGUACAGAAAAACUUCAUAGCUCAGGACCAUUUAGUUACCCUGAAAUAAAGUUCAUACCGGAAUGAUAA
Messenger RNA from Arvicola amphibius (Eurasian water vole), 5559 nucleotides. It is a transcript of the gene Lurap1, whose product is annotated as leucine rich adaptor protein 1. The transcript is spliced from 2 exons. Gene Ontology annotation, biological process: positive regulation of canonical NF-kappaB signal transduction; positive regulation of cytokine production. NCBI's taxonomy places the organism in Eukaryota, Metazoa, Chordata, Mammalia, Rodentia, Cricetidae. Bases 65 to 778 code for a protein of 237 amino acids. The record is from RefSeq and is a predicted model, not a curated record.